CCGCCCCGCCAGGCCCCGGACCAUGGUGGUGCUAAAGGGCGUCCCCGCGCUGCUCUCCCCGGAGCUGCUCUACGCCCUGGCGCGCAUGGGGCACGGAGACGAGAUCGUGCUCGCAGAUGUGAACUUCCCCACGGCCUCCAUAUGCAAGUGCGGCCCCGAGGAGCUCCGCGCUGACGGAGGAGGGGACAAGGGAAAGGCCGGAAUGCUGGGGGACAGGGGACGGCCCAGCUGCCGCGUGACCCACACGCCCUGCGUGUUCGAGGGAAACAAGCCGGUAGGAGUCGCAGCCAGGCCUGGGCAUCCCGCCGCUGCUGGAGGCCGUGCUGCAGCUGCUGCCCCUGGACACCUACGUGGAGAGCCCGGCUGCCGUCAUGGAGCUGGUGCCCAGCGACAGGAAGAGGGGCCUUCAGACUCCCGUGUGGGGGACCUACCAGUCCAUCCUGUCGGGGGCCGGCUGCGAGGGCGCCCUGGCCACGGUAGAGAGGUUUGCGUUUUAUGAGCGCGCCAAGAAGGCUUUUGCUGUGGUAGCAACUGGGGAGACGGCUCUCUACGGAAACCUCAUCCUCAGGAAGGGGGUGCUGGCCCUGGAUGCGCCCUAGACCACCGCGCCCAGAGACGCAGCUGGAUGCCUGAGCCGGACCACAGAGCAGUGGCCCCGCCCCCGCCUAGCUGCAGGGUCCGGCGGGGCCGGCCGGGCCGGGGUGGGGGGACCGCCGGGGACCCGGGUCACCCGAUUUACGGCCGUGAUGUGAAGGUUUCAACAACAGCCGCAUCCUCACAAA
Molecule: messenger RNA, 782 nt
Organism: Nyctereutes procyonoides (raccoon dog)
Lineage: Eukaryota; Metazoa; Chordata; Mammalia; Carnivora; Canidae
Gene: FUOM
Product: fucose mutarotase
Exons: 7
Coding region: 23-499 (158 amino acids)
Biological process (GO): fucose metabolic process
Molecular function (GO): racemase and epimerase activity, acting on carbohydrates and derivatives; fucose binding
Source: RefSeq, a predicted model, not a curated record